Messenger RNA from Guillardia theta CCMP2712, 1710 nucleotides. RefSeq lists its product as hypothetical. Gene Ontology annotation, cellular component: membrane. NCBI's taxonomy places the organism in Eukaryota, Cryptophyceae, Pyrenomonadales, Geminigeraceae. Gene Ontology annotation, biological process: transmembrane transport. The record is from RefSeq and is a predicted model, not a curated record. The transcript is spliced from 5 exons. Gene Ontology annotation, molecular function: secondary active sulfate transmembrane transporter activity. The annotation marks the transcript as partial.
AUGGACCGCGAGGACAAGCGGGAGGACCAGAAUGUCGAUCUAUUGCGCACUGAGUAUCUUGACGAGUACAAACCACCGCCGUUCAAGCACAGAGCUCUGAGCUUCUUGAAGAGUCAGUACCAGCUCAGCAGCCUCGUCCCCUCUACUGUAUGGAUCCCCAAAUACAUCAACGGAGGAUGGCGGGAGGACCUAAUGGGGGACAUAUUCGCGGGUCUCACGGUAGGGUUCUUUCUCGUUCCUCAAGGCAUGUCGUAUGCACUCGUUGCCAACCUUCCUCCUAUCUACGGCCUCUACACGGGCUCUUUCCCUCUCAUCGUCUACGGUCUUCUAGGAACGUCCAGACAGCUCGCCGUCGGCCCUGUCGCCAUCGUCUCGCUGCUGGUCUCGCAUGGUCUGAACUCCAUCGCUCCAGCAAAGCUAGAGGAUGGAAGUGCAAACCCCGCCUUCAUCAAGCUAGCUAUUGCAUCCUCCUUCCUCUCCGGCUUGUUUCAGCUCGCGCUGGGAUUGUUUAAGCUUGGCUUCUUGACCUCUUUCCUCUCGCAUCCAGUCGUCGCCGGUUUCACCUCAGCAGCUGCCAUCAUCAUCGGGCUGGGCCAGAUGAAGCAUGUGCUGGGAUACUCCCUGAGCGAAUCGAACAACACAUUUGUUGUGAUUGUAGACAUGCUGGCUCGGUUGGGUGAGGCUCACUGGCCGUCCGUUCUGAUGGGCAUCGGAGUCAUGGCGUUCUUGAUGGUGUUCAAGAAAGUUCCCAGGCUGAGGAAAGUUCCCUCGGCGAUGCUCAUCGUCGUCAUCGGAAUUCUGGUGGCCAUUAUCUCGUGGGGAGCCCGUCUGGACAAGUCAGGUUUCAAGAUCUGCGGAACUAUCCCGGCUGGUGUUCCUGUCCCGCAGGCACCUGAGUUGCCGUCGACAGGGAUGGGAGCGCUCUUCUCAUUUGUGCUGAUCAGCUCUAUGCUGGGGUACAUGGAGUCCAUCGCUGUCGGCCUAACGUAUGCAAACAAGAACGGCUACGCCAUCAACCCCGACCAAGAGCUCGUCGCCUUCGGCGUCUCAAACAUCGUCGGCAGCUUCUUCCGCUGCUACCCAGCAGCCGGAGGGUUCGGUCGCUCAGCUGUGAACGCCAAUGCAGGUUCGAGGACGCAGCUGGCUGGCAUCAUUUCAGGGCUGCUGAUGCUGAUCGUGCUGGGAGCUCUGACUCCUCUCUUCUACUACCUCCCCAAGCCCGUGCUGGGUGCCAUCGUCAUCAUCGCCGUGUCUGGACUCCUCGACACCCACGAGCCGUGGCACCUGUACCAGCUGGAGGCCUGGGAGGAGCUCAUUGCCUUCAGCGUCACCUUCAUGGCCACCCUUCUGCUCGGUGCUGAGCUCGGCCUUGCCGUCGGUUUCGCCUGCUCCAUCAUCGCGCUCCUUUUUCAGACUUCGAGCCCCACUUAUUCCGUACUGGGUCAAGUGCCCGGCACGCACAACUACCAUGACAUGAAGGUCAUGGAGUCUGCCGUUCCAGUCCCCGGCAUCCUCAUUAUCCGCUUUGACAUGGACUUGUGGUUCGCCAACUGCAACGGGUUCCGCGACGCCGUGCUGCACGAGGUCAAGCUCGCGCUCCACAUGGUGUCUGAGACGGACAAGCCGAGGGGGGAGCUGCGGCGUCUCGUGCUCGACCUGUCGGGAGUGAACCGGCUCGACUCCUCCUCCAUGCGCACCAUGAAGGACAUC